GUAGCUCUCCUCCUUGCUAGUUUUUCUUUCUGCUUUGCGUCAUUGGGCCGAUUGAGGAAGGGAAAGAGCUGAACGACAAAGCCUGGCUUGAAUAAAAUCAAUUUCGGGUGGAGGUGGGCCGACAGACGGGGCAGAGGAGGAGCCCCAAGACGGCCUGUGGGGAGGCGGGGGUCACACAGACAGAUCACCCUAAGGCCUGCCUUAUCUUCCUUCUGACCCCCCCUACAGGACUGGCUGUUCUGUCCUCCCACAGCUCGGUUCAAUAAAAGCGGAGGGGAUACAUUUCAGAAGAAGCAAGAGAAGGAAGACGUUGAAACAUUCGUUUAGCCAGAGAAUAACUGCAUUCCUGCAUUAAGUUUGCAGGAAAAAAACAACAACGAAAACGACUUAAACAACUGAUUAAGGCUCACUAAGCAAAGGAUACUCUUCUGUAUGAAAACUGACCGCUAGAAAACUCUUUGCCACAUCUCGGAUCACGUCAAUGGUGUAACUUCCAAAUUUGUCUCCGCCGGAAUGUGAUUUCUAUCUUAUAUUUUGAAACGUUGUUUAGAAAUUACAGCUCCCCGUCUGCCCAGCUAGACGCGGUGUAAAUCUUACACCGAAGGAACUGAUCGCCUUACAUCGGGACAACUGAAAGAAACAAAGCUUCACUCUGCGGGGAAAAGACAAACAGGCUGGAACAAGCCAGUCCGGGCGUACACGUGGACUUGAAGCCCAGGCGAGCGGUGUACAAAGAGAGAGGCACUGAUGCCGAACUAUCGGUGAGCGGACGGCGGUAACAUCCUGUACAGCCAUUGCUCAUUACAGCCAUCAGCCUCGCCGGGAGAAGAUGCGGGACACGGCAAGUUGCGCCCGGUUUCUGAGCCGUCUGUGACGCGGGGCGGUCUGCUACAGAAGGCAGAAGCGGCGCUGGUUUCAUCUGCACGCUACCCAGCCACCGAACCCAUUUCCUCUGAGCUCAGUCGGCAAAGAGCUCGCCGCUCGGCGCCCAGGGGACCGCCAGAGAGCGGUGGGGUGAGCUGUGAUUAUGUUUUGACACCAUUUCUGGGUGUUUUUCUGGGCUCUGUUCCAACCCGAGCUACUCAAGUUACUCCCAUUAUCUGAGACCCGCUUAACCCUGCAAGCUUUGGGACUUACACAGUGUAGAAGUUCCUUCGCCUUUGUGACUUGUCCGCUGGGGGAUACAGUUAACCGAGACGUUUUAGCCCAGUCAGAAGUCCCUGCCACUCAGUUUUCUAGACCUGUACUGUGCACCCCUGCUGGAGAAACACCCACUUUGGGAACACUCACAGCCCUCUCCCCUCCCUGUAGGCGGCGCUAUGCCCUGGGGAAAUAGCACUCAGUUGCAGCCCCUGCUGGUCUCCCUGCUCCAGCAGUGCCUGAACCGGACAGCAGGGGAGAGAGAGGCCGCGGCGCCCCGCAGUCCCCCCGCGGACGACAGCCACGGUAUCAUCUACAUCCUGCUGAUGGUGGGCCUGUUCAGCGCCUUCACCUUCGCCAUCAUGCUCAGUUACAUCCGGUCCAAGAAGCUGGAGAACUCCGAGGACCCCUACCACCGCUACAUCGCACACGACUGGCCGCAGUCCCGACUGGUCGACUCCCCAGGACAUGCAAACCCUCUGGAACCUGGGCCAGACGCUCCAGAGGAUUCCUGCGUCAUUCCCAAUCCCAGGGUGCUGGAUCGUCCCAAGCAGCACAUCCCAGGGUGAGCGUCCGGGACCUCUUUCCGUGCCCAUGCCCAGUCCAGCACUGUGGACCAUGAUCAGUAAUAUCACAGCGCUACGGUCGCAGAGGGUACCUCCUUUGAUAAGAAUCCGACACGAGGGAGAACAAGAUCCACACCUCAUCAUCUCGGAUCGGUGAAUUCGUUCCUCCUCUUUCGGGCCGGUCGAUGGUUCCGUCGCCUCCGAACCCCCGACUGUCACCUAGGGGUACAGUCUGGGUGACGGUGGUGAGGCCAGAUUUCUGUCUCUCUGAUCUGCUUACAUCAUUGUCUUCAGGAGUUAUUUUAUAUACUGUAAUCCCCAAAACGUCAGUCUCCGAAAACUGGAUCGGAACAAUAGGAGGAGAUGAUGUCUGUUCAUUUCAUAAGAUGUGUCACGUUCGUAAGCCCCUCUUCUUAAGGGCGCUCCAGCCCUUCCUUGUUUUUUACUCAUCCCCCGCACCUGUUCCCUGUUCCAGCCCCCUUUUCAGUUUCCCUUAAAAGCCAGACGCUGGCUCUGUUCCGGGCUGUGCUCUGUUUUUCAUACCAGGCGAGUCCGGGACCUGGAAGCGCCUGGUCCCGUUAAGGUUUUAGUUCCUGUAUUUGUUCCUGUUCCUGU
Molecule: messenger RNA, 2321 nt
Organism: Lepisosteus oculatus (spotted gar)
Lineage: Eukaryota; Metazoa; Chordata; Actinopteri; Semionotiformes; Lepisosteidae
Product: potassium voltage-gated channel subfamily E member 1-like
Biological process (GO): ventricular cardiac muscle cell action potential; potassium ion export across plasma membrane; membrane repolarization during action potential
Cellular component (GO): membrane
Molecular function (GO): transmembrane transporter binding; delayed rectifier potassium channel activity; voltage-gated potassium channel activity involved in ventricular cardiac muscle cell action potential repolarization
Source: RefSeq, a predicted model, not a curated record